UAAAAAAUUUCCGAACAUCAACAUCGGGUUGCUGCUGGAGCGGUUGGUGCGAAUUUGCCAAGUUUUCGGCGCAAUGCUGUCGGACUGGGUGGUCAGGGGGUUGCUCGUGGUCCUCCUAGGGGUGUGGGUCGCCGGUCAAGGGUACGUGCCGCCGGUCUGCGAGGUCAUCGCCUCCUGCAAGUGCCGCUUCCCGUGGGGCAGCGGCUUCGACCUGUCCAACUCGACCGUGCAGAACUUCACCUUGCCCAGUUCAAAUGGAACCAAGACAAUUUUCUUCAACCCUUGUCCUCCACCCCCAGGCACAAACAAUACCUGCCCACAAAAUGCUGCCAUUUGUUCAUUGUCGGACGGCAAGUUUGAGAUUCUCGGCCUACACGCAAACGUGACUUUUGGCAAAACGAGUCCGCCACCUGUUCCAGCCAAUUUCACCGGCAAAAAGAAGCCGGGCGGCAUGAAUUAUGUCCAAUACUUGUACACGGACGACGAUAACAACACCAUAACCACAACUGUGAUCAUGACAUGUGCUUACGCCGCCCCGACGCCAACCCUCCAAGAGGACCCCACCGAACCGGGGAGAUUUAUAUUGAGUUCAAAAGGAGGAUGCUUCACUAAAGUAGAACUUCCAGCGGACGAAGUGGGCCUUUCUGCUGGCGCCACCUUCCUAAUAAUCUUCUUCAGCCUCUUUGCCGCCUACUUUAUCGGCGGCAUGGCCAUCAUGAAGUUCAUCAAAGGUGCCCAAGGUGUCGAAGUUAUUCCCAAUUACGAGUUCUGGACUGGACUGCCAUCCUUGGUCAAGGAUGGUUUCCUAUUCGCCAUAUCAGGAUGCAGAGGCUCGCCAAGUUAUGACAGGAUUUAAGAAAAAAAACUUUAUUUUACACAACGGACUGAAGGUUGUUAUUUUAAUCUGAAAGAACUUACGUUUGAUUCGUUCUUGGUGUAGGGCCCGUGACUAACAAAAAUUCUCUGAAAAAGAUCUGAUUCUUAAAACCCUUGCUCAAGUUUCCUGUUAAAAAAAUAGACACGAUAAAUAUUUUCUUACCCUCUUCUUGAUAUUAUGUAUUAAAAUAGGUUAGAGAAAUGAAUCAAAACUUUCAGAGACUGAAAAGGAAUCUGCAGUUUUUAUGCUGAAGAUUUAGGCCAUUCUUGUAUAGCCGAAAUGUACUUUUGAAUUCGGAACUGUUGAGAUUAAAAGGAUAUUUUAAUGAAAAA
Messenger RNA from Neocloeon triangulifer, 1209 nucleotides. RefSeq lists its product as uncharacterized. Bases 74 to 856 code for a protein of 260 amino acids. The transcript is spliced from 6 exons. The record is from RefSeq and is a predicted model, not a curated record. NCBI's taxonomy places the organism in Eukaryota, Metazoa, Arthropoda, Insecta, Ephemeroptera, Baetidae. Gene Ontology annotation, cellular component: trans-Golgi network.